GGUAAAUACUUGAUGUUCACCAUGGUGCUGGUCACUUUCUCUAUUGUGACCACCGUCUGUAACCUCAAUGUGCAUCACCGCUCCCCAUCAACCCACCACAUGCCAGAGUGGGUCAAACAUUUCUUCUUAAUCCGCCUCCCCGACAUCCUCUUCAUGAGGCGUCCAGGCUCUGCCAACAAAUUUGAUAAACUUCGCAAGAAGUACGCCACCAACCAGACUACCGUCGGGAAAACCAAUUCCCAAAGCAGCACAGGCAAGAGGCAGUAUUCCAACGUCAGACUUGGAGGGGUUCGAACAGAUGCCGACUCUUUCUACGUGAAUGAGGACUUGGCAAACAAGUUUUGCUGGAAGGUGGAGGACGUCCCAGAUGGGGGUAGUGGGUUUUCAGACUUCCAGAAGCCCUUGGCUUCUCAGUGGGAUGCAGAUGUGGAGGAGGCAGUGGAUGGAGUGAGAUACAUCGCCGAACACAUGAGGACAGAAGACGACGAUGACAGGACAUACAAGACGGGAGUAACGUAGCCAUGGUGAUGACC
Messenger RNA from Notothenia coriiceps (black rockcod), 533 nucleotides. Its product is annotated as neuronal acetylcholine receptor subunit beta-2-like. The transcript is spliced from 2 exons. The record is from RefSeq and is a predicted model, not a curated record. Gene Ontology annotation, biological process: monoatomic ion transport. Lineage: Eukaryota; Metazoa; Chordata; Actinopteri; Perciformes; Nototheniidae. The coding region runs from base 13 to 519 and encodes 168 amino acids. Gene Ontology annotation, cellular component: membrane.